Molecule: messenger RNA, 2109 nt
Organism: Alternaria hordeiaustralica
Lineage: Eukaryota; Fungi; Ascomycota; Dothideomycetes; Pleosporales; Pleosporaceae
Exons: 2
Coding region: 1-2109 (702 amino acids)
Source: RefSeq, a predicted model, not a curated record
AUGUCCCUCCAGAAGCUAUCGACGGAGCUUGAUGGCCAAAUCGCCAGCUGCCUCGUCGGCGACACUAAGGCUCUCAGCGCCUUCUCCAAGACGAACAAAUACUACCGAGGCAUUGCUGAGCCAUAUCUCUAUACGAAUAUCGAAGUGUAUGAAUCUGACCUUGAAAGACCACUGCGACUGCUCUUCACGUUGUUAGACCGCAAGGAACUCGCCCUUCACAUCAAGAGCUUGAGCUACAUACCAGCCCAGCAUUGGUCCUCUCACGACGCCGACAUAAAGCCGCCGACGAGGAAGAAGCUCCAAUAUGAUGUAUGGAAUUACACGCACGCGAUACAAGAGGUGCUGGAUGAAGUUCUCUCUCCAGAAUGCGGGUUCUCGGAAUUCCUCUCAGCAAAACUGACCUUGUAUUGUGAUAUUCUGACGGCUCCCAUGAAUCACUAUACAGCCAGCAAUCAGAUUUUCACGCUCAUUCUGUUUAUGGCGCAGAAGGUCCAGUAUCUAGAACUUGGUUCCAAAGAACCACCUACACAUGUGUUACGCCUUCUUUGGGCACCUUGGAGUGACGGCAAAGGCCCCUUCCAGAACGUUCAACAUCUCGUCCACAACGCCGGUCUUUCUCUGAUGCCUUCCAUCGUGGUAUUGCCAACCCUACGAACAUUAGAGUACAACGUCGGGUAUUUCGAUGUCGAAGCACGAGCGACUUCAUCCAUGUUCGCUUAUCCAUCCCCUAUGCCUGCGCAACCCGUCCUCCGCCGAAUUCGAUUUACGACAACUAGAAACAUCACUCCUGCUAUAAUCCAGAACAUGGUCAGCAACCCAGCAAUGGCCAACCUCCGAGAACUCGUAGUCGAUGACUGCGGACGCAGCAGACGCAAUCUGCCUCUCGCUUUGCGUGGCGACAACCUAGCCGAACUCCUGCGAAGCCUAGAGAAACACACCCCACUCCUAGAACUACUCCAGUGGUCAAAUCAGAAGUCUGACCGACAAGAAGGCCACCCAAGUUUCGAUACGUUCAAAGAUCUCACAAACCUCCGCCAGUUACACAUCGAUUUCGACCUCCUCGUCCCCAAAAGCGACACCAACUCCACCAACUUGAAGUGUCUAUCCAACCCUCACGCCGUCUUCCCCGCGAGCUUGGAAGAUCUGACGUUGGACUGCGUCGAUAUCGACAAGCUCCACCAUCUCGUCACCACAUUCCACGACACCAUUGAAGAAAGCGACGACAUGAGCGAAACUGAAGCACUCCAAAUCUGCCUCGCUUCUCUAGCCGCCAUGUUCCCUCCGCUAAGACGCCUCGCUCUUGUUGUGAUCAUGGAGAUGGAUAACCCGAGGGAAGAUGCACCCCGCCUGUAUGAAUUGGAUCCGACGGAUGUCACCUUCUUCCGGUAUGCGGCGGAUGAGCUUGAGAAGCUGGGUGUUACACUCGAGAUCUGGAGGAAAGAAGGGUAUUACGAGAAGGAGAAGAAGUUGCUGGUGAAGAAGGGGUGGACGGCGCCGUUGCCGCAUUCGGUGGUGAAGGCUCCUGUUUGGUCCGAUGGAUUCCGCAAGAGACCCAAUGAUGUUGACUACGAAGCCCCUCAACUGCAACAAUGGGCGUCUCUGCUACGAUCUAUUCGUCUCACCGCGGUAGAGAUCGUACUGGAACACCGAAAGAUAUUCGUCGACCGCCAUGACGAGCUCGAUGAGCACAUCAAAGCGGAUGCAGACGUCAAAUGCCCUCCAGAUAUACGAUUUCGCCAAGACGUUGUGAAGCAAGCUUUCACCGAAGACUGGCCAAAUCUCAAAACGCUAAUCUUUCGUGGCAUGAGCUCUUCCAAAGGCGACUACUGGCCUGAACCUGGACCAAAUGAGUCUCUAAGAAAGUAUACGACAAAGCUGUUACCAGGAGUUCAGGUGAAACAGAUCUUGGGCAACUACAUGUUCUUCGACACUGAACGUGGCACAAUUCUCAACCAACAUGGCGCCGACGGACUGAAAGUGCACCUCGAGUUCGAUGGAAAAUACGCUCUUGACGUAAUGUGGGAUAGUAGCAAUUUCAUGGAGAGUGACGAGUACGAGUUGAGAGAAAAUUCCAUAGACUACUUGUACCACUUGUCAACGCGCGAAUAG